Salmo salar (Atlantic salmon) is the source of this 11904-nucleotide messenger RNA. RefSeq names its product unconventional myosin-X-like. Gene Ontology annotation, cellular component: myosin complex; axonal growth cone; cytoskeleton. Lineage: Eukaryota; Metazoa; Chordata; Actinopteri; Salmoniformes; Salmonidae. The record is from RefSeq and is a predicted model, not a curated record. Gene Ontology annotation, molecular function: cytoskeletal motor activity; ATP binding. Gene Ontology annotation, biological process: axon extension.
CAACUUUUCGGUUACUGGCCGCCCAAUGAUUAACUGUGUGUGUGCGCGUGCGUGUCUGACUCCCAGCUCUGUUCACAUCCUGUUAUUUUCCUCCUCUUCAGAAACAAACAGAGAAUUCCUGAGACUCGGAUAUCAUGUCCUCUGUUGUGGUGGCGUCAAACAGUUUGGAUAAAUAUGUGCAAGUGAUGAUAACGUUGCUACCUCGCUCUGUCUCUCAUAAUCAUUAUCCUUACCAUUAUUCGUUUUCACACAAACACACACUCGGUUGCGGCUCGGUGGAGUCCGUCAGUUCCCGGCCAGGACUGAAGAGGGAACCGUUGGCUUCCCUGUUUGGGAUUUAUCUUACUUUUUUUUUUAUAGCGGCACACACCGAGAAGAGGUGUGUGUGUGUGUCUCCUCUCUCUCUGUUCGCGUUGGGUGGGAACACACAUCAGGGAUUGUAGCCGUUCGGAUUUCAAUCGGGACGCUUACAAAUGAAUGGAAAUCACCACCGAACAGGACCAAGAAGACUCUUCCACCACCACCCACACCGAGCUCGCCCGAUGCCCACUGUAAUUUAGCUCCCGGUUAACACUGGGGCAAGCGUCUGCCCACGGACUGACUUCACGCGCGCCGGGCAGCAACAUAGAGAAGAAUGGAGGCGUUUUUCGCAGAGGGGGCCCGUGUAUGGGUCAAGGAGAAGGAGCAGCUGGUCCCCUCUACUGUCAGCUCCUGUGGUGACGGAACCCUGGUCCUCACUACCGACUAUGGAGAGGUAUUGUAUCUCCAGCAGGCUGAGGUGACUAGAGAGAGAGUGUACGCUAUGCAUCAGUCCAGUAUAGAUGGAGUGGAGGACAUGUCCACUCUGGCAGAACUACACGAAGCUGCCAUCAUGCACAACCUCUACCAACGCUACCAGAAAGACAGCAUCUAUACCAACAUAGGCAGUAUCCUAGCGGCGGUGAACCCUUAUAAACAGAUCCCAGGCAUGUAUGACCUAGAUAGAGUUGAGCUGUACAGUCGACACCACAUCGGAGAACUCCCGCCCCAUAUCUUCGCUGUAGCCAAUGAGUGUUACCGCUGCAUCUGGAAACGACACGACAGCCAAUGCGUCCUCAUCAGUGGGGAGUCGGGGGCUGGUAAGACAGAGAGCACCAAGCUGUUGCUGCAGUUCCUGUCUGUGAUGAGCCAGAACUCUGCUGGGACGCCUCCUUCUGAGAAGACCACCCCAGUGGAGCAGUCCAUCGUUCAGAGCAGUCCUAUCAUGGAGGCGUUUGGGAAUGCCAAAACAGUCUACAACAACAAUUCUAGUCGCUUUGGGAAGUUCAUCCAGCUCCACUUCUCCCAGAGCGGGAACAUCCAUGGUGGAUGUAUCGUUGACUAUUUACUGGAGAAGAACCGCGUGGUGAGACAGAACCCUGGAGAACGGAACUACCACAUCUUCUACGCCCUGCUGGCCGGAGCCAACCAGGAACACAGGGAGCUGUAUUUCCUGGACGACCCUCCUGAGUCAUUCCACUACCUCAACCAAUCAGGCUGUCUCAAAGACAAGAGCCUGGACGAUAAACAGCUUUUCAACAGCGUCAUGGAGGCGCUGAAGGUGAUGGAGUUCAGUGAGGAGGAGACCAGAGACGUGUUCAAACUGCUGUCUGGAGUCCUACAGCUGGGCAACAUUCAGUUCAUGACCGCCGGAGGAGCGCAGAUCACCACCAAACAGGUGCUCAGUAAUGUCAGUGACCUACUCGGGCUGGACUGCUUCCAGCUGUCUGAGGUGCUGACGCAGAGAUCCAUGAUCCUCAGAGGAGAAGAGAUAUGCUCUCCGCUCACCAUAGAACAGGCGGUGGAUUCCCGGGACUCUGUUUCCAUGGCUCUGUAUUCUCAGUGUUUUUCCUGGAUCAUUCUCCGGAUCAACCAGAAGAUCAGAGGGAAAGACAACUUCAAGUCCAUCGGAAUACUGGACAUCUUCGGCUUCGAGAACUUCCAGGUGAAUCGGUUUGAGCAGUUCAACAUCAACUACGCCAACGAGAAGCUGCAGGAGUACUUCAACAAACACAUCUUCUCUCUGGAACAACUGGAGUACAACAGAGAGGGAGUCCAGUGGGAAGCCAUAGACUGGAUGGAUAACGCUGAGUGUCUGGACCUCAUAGAGAAGAAACUGGGGAUGCUAGCAUUGGUAAACGAGGAGAGUCGCUUCCCCAAAGGGACAGACUUCACACUGCUGGAGAAACUACACAGCAGGCACUCUACAAACCCUUACUAUGUGAAGCCUCGACUGGCUGACCAUCAGUUUGGCAUCAGGCACUAUGCUGGAGAGGUUCUGUAUGAUGUCACCGGGGUUCUGGAGAAGAACAGAGACACAUUCAGAGACGACAUCCUCAACAUGCUGAAGGAGAGCAGACUGGACUUCAUCUAUGAUCUGUUUGAGAGAGUGGGCAGCAGGAACAGUGAGGAGACUCUGAAGAUGGGAACAGCCAGACGCAAGCCUACUGUCAGUUCACAGUUUAGGGACUCUCUCCACUCCCUCAUGGGCACUCUGAGUGUGUCCAACCCUUUCUUCGUGCGCUGCAUCAAACCCAACAACGAGAAGAACCCUAGCGUGUUUGACCCGGAAGUGGUUCUGAACCAGCUGAGGUAUUCUGGAAUGUUAGAAACAGUUAAGAUCCGCCGGGCCGGCUUCCCUGUCCGCAGAACCUUCAAAGACUUCUUCAGCCGGUAUCAGAUCAUUCUGCAAGAGAAGGUGAGUGGAGCGGGGGAUGAAAAGAAGAGGAGUACAGACCUGCUGACCAAAUACGACCGUGCCAAGAAGGAGUGGCAGCUGGGAAAGACCAAGGUGUUUAUGAAGGAGUCUCUGGAACAGCGUCUGGAGAAAGAGAGAGACGAGGUUCGCCGUAAAGCAGGCAUGGUCAUCAGAGCUCACAUCCUCACCUACACCGCCAGGAAGCACUUUAAGCGUGUGAAGGGGAGCGUCGUCACCCUCCAGGGGUACCUUCGUACCCACAUACAACGGAAAUGGUUUCUACGGCGAUGCUUGGCAACGCGGGUACUCCAAAAACACAGACGAGGACAGGUGGCCCGCGCAAGCUGCCACAAACUCCGAGAGGAGAGGAGGAAGCGAGAGGAGGAGCAGAGGAAGAAGAGAGAGCAGGAGGAGGGGAAGAAGGAGGGAGAGGUGGAAGGAGAGAAGGAGGGAGGAGUAGAAGCAAAGGCUGCUCAGGGUUCUGAGAAAAAGGAAGGAAAGACGGAAGAAGAGGCCCGUCAGAUGGAGGAGAUCUUGCGUAUAGAGUUGGAGAUCGAGCGCCUGCAGAAACAGAGGGAGGAUGGGGUCUCCCAGCUCUGUGAGUCCUCCAGGCAGGAGCUCCGGCUACGCCGGGACGCAGAGAUCAAGAGGCUGAAGAAGGAGGCCUCUCGUAAGGCCACAGAACUAAUCGACCUCCUGGAUUUUGGAGGUCUGGAUCCCAGUUUAGCCACCGCUGCUAGCGCUAGCGCAGAGCGGCUCCAGGAGGGCCUGGCAUGGCCAUGUGUAACCCAGGAGGAGGAGGUGGACGAGGGCUUCCAUGCCGAGGAGGAGUGCACUGUCCCUCUCCUCCCAGACUUCCCUCCUCCAGCCGAGGCUGACGCUGCCGUGGACCAGGAUAUGUUCGCCCACCUGCCGCCCCCUCCACCCGCCUUCGCUGAAGGCUCUACUGCUACACCACCUCCCCCUCCCCUCGAUUCAUCCUCACCCACUCCCGUCCCUCCCCCGCCUCCCCCCUUACCAGCUGAAGAUGGCUCUGCCACCCCUCCCCCACCAUUGCCUCCUGGAGAGGGGGAGGGAAAAGAAAAAGAGGGGGAGAAAAAAGAGGGUGAUGUAGGGAGGACAACGAGUAUCUUGAGCCUCGGAGAAGGGGAGGAGCCGAUCUACAGCAUGCCGGUCGACAGCGGCGAAUCAGAUUACGACGAGGAGGAGGGCUCUGUCACCGCGGGAGACGAUGGUUCCGCAUCCGGGCAGAAUAGCAACAGAGGCAGCGCGGCCAUGACGGAGGAAGAAGCUCUGAGAAAGUCCACGUGCACCAACGCCAGCAUAGAGUCUUACAGGGGCAGCUCUGACUCAUACAUAGAGAGUGAUGAUGAGCAUGAUGGGCUGUUGGACACCGAUGAGGAGGUACACAACGGCAGGGUCACUCUUCUCAACGGGAACGGACCUCCGUACUUCCAUAGCUACCUCUACAUGAAGGCUGGUCUGAUGAUCCCAUGGCGCAGGCGGUGGUGUGUGUUGAAGGAUGAGACCUUCAUGUGGUUCCGCUCCAAACAGGAGUCCCUCAAGUCUGGCUGGCUCCAUAAGAAGGGAGGAGGACUGUCCACUCUGUCCCGCAGGAACUGGAAGAUGCGAUGGUUUGUUCUGAGGGAACACAAACUGAUGUACUUUGACAGCGACAGCGAGGAGAAACUGAAGGGAACCAUCGACAUCCGCGCCGCCAAAGAGAUCGUGAACAACCAUGAGAAGGAGAAUGCUUUGAACAUCGUGACAGAUGAGAGGACGUACCAGGUGUUUGCUGAGUCGCCAGAAGACGCCAGCGCGUGGUAUAACGUCCUCAGUAAGGUUCAUGUGUAUACUCCCGAGCAGCUGAUGGACAUGUCUCAUGAACAGGCCAACCCCAAGAACGCUGUGGGAACUCUGGACGUGGGGCUGAUUGACUCAGUCUGUGCCUCUGACAACCCAGACAGGCCCAACUCCUUUGUGAUCAUCACAGCGAACCGUGUGAUCCACUGUAACACUGACACUCCAGAGGAGAUGCACCACUGGAUCAGCCUGCUGCAGAAACCUAAAGUAGACUCCAAGAUAGACGGACAGGAGUUCCUGGUUCGGGGUUGGCUCCAGAAGGAGAUGAAGACAGGAACUAAGAGUAAUGUUCUGAAGCUGAAGAAACGCUGGUUCGUGUUAACCCAUAACUCCCUGGAUUACUACAAGAGCUCUGAGCGAAACUCCUCCAAGAUGGGAACCCUGGUCCUCAACUCCCUCUGCUCUGUCUUUCAACCUGAGGAACGAGUGCACAGAGAGACAGGGUACUGGAACAUCGUAGUGCACGGUAGGAAGCACUCGUAUCGCCUCUACACCAAGAUGCUGAAUGAAGCUCUGAGAUGGAUAGCAGCCAUACAGGCAGUGAUAGACAGCAAGACACCCAUAGAAACACCGACGCUACAGCUCAUCAGAGAUAUCAAGGACAGCAGUUUGAACCCUGAGGCGGUGGAGCAGACCUACAGGAGGAAUCCCAUCCUCAGAUACACUCAGCACCCUCUACACUCCCCCCUACUGCCACUACCCUACGGAGAAGUCAUCCAGAGGCAGCAGGGCUAUGCCAGUCUUCAGGAUGAAGCGAUCCGAGUGUUUAACUCUCUUCAGGAGAUGGAGACUCUGGCAGACCCUGUUCCUAUCAUACGGGGGGUACUGCAGACCUGUCAGGACCUGAGACCUCUCCGAGACGAGGUAUACUGUCAGGUGAUCAAGCAGACCAAUCACGUGCCUCAGCCCAAUCAGCCCAAUCAGCGGGCUCAUUGGCACCUCCUCACCUGUAUGAGCUGUACCUUCCUCCCAAGCCGGACCAUCCUCAGAUACCUGCGCUUCCACCUCAAAAGGGUGCGAGAGCAUUUCCCCAACACAGAGAUUGAGCGUUAUUCUGCUUUUAUCAAUGAGUCUCUGAAGAAGACCAAGACCAGGGACUUUAUUCCGUCUCAGGAGGAGAUCGUGGCCCUACUGGUGAGGCAGGAGAUGACAACUACAGUCUAUUGCCAUGGAGGAGGCUCCUGCAAGAUCUCCAUCAAUUCACACACCACCGCUGGAGAGGUGGUAGAGAAGUUGAUCCGCGGCCUGGCCAUGGAGGACAGUAGGAAUCUGUUCUCUCUGUUUGAGCACAACAAGGUGACGGACCGAGCUCUGGAGAGCAGGAUCAUAGUGGCUGACGUCCUCGCCAAGUUUGAGAGGCUGUCAGGGACUGAGGAGGAGGAGGAGGAAGGACAGUGGAGACUCUAUUUUAAACUUUACUGUUUCCUCGACAUGGAGAGCAUGCCAAAGGAAGGGGUGGAAUUUGCCUUCAUGUUUGAGCAGGCCCAUGAGUCUCUGAUCAGUGGUCACUUCCCGGCCCCAGAGGAAACUUUGCAGCAGCUAGCCGCUUUACGGCUACAGUAUCUCCAUGGAGACGGGGCCAGCCGCGCUGGGUGGAGCCUCGGUAGUGUUUACCCAAUGGGGCGCCUCCGCUCGCGCAUCUUCCACUCCACCAAACAGGGAGGCGCGGCAGGAGGAGAGGGAGGAGGAGGGCAGGUGGGAAGUGUCAAGGGGGACGGGCAGGAUAGAAGGAGAACCCCCAGCUUUCUGGAUGGAAGUCUGAGGCGCAGCUUCAAGACGGGCUCGCUGAAGAAACAGAAGGAGGAAGAGGGACAGCAGGUAGAGAUGUGGGUGAAGGAGGAGACAUCGGCAACCAGAGCCCAUGUUCUGGAUAAAUGGACCAAGUUACAGGGACUCGCCCAGCACCAGGCUCUGCUCAAAUACAUGUCCAUCGUCAAAGAGUGGCCCGGAUAUGGCUCUACACUUUUCGACGUGGAGUGUAAGGAAGGAGGUUUUCCCCAUGACCUGUGGCUGGGUGUGAGUGCUGACAACCUGUCUGUGUAUAAGAGAGGGGAACCCAAACCUCUGCAGACGUUCCAGUAUGAGCAGAUCACAUUCUUUGGAGCUCCACAACCCUGCAUCUACCAGAUCACUGUCGACGGCAACGAUUUGUUCUUCCACACUCCAUUGGUGAUGGAGAUUGCUAAGAUCAUGAAAGCCUACAUCAACAUGAUGGUGAAGAAACGCUGCAGCAUCAUGUCUGUCUCCAGCGUCGCCAGCACCUUCGUCAGGUGAUCAACCAGCAGCCAGUCAGAGCCCUCUAUUCAACAGUACAGGCCUAUCAGAGAGAGGCAGGAAGUGGAUACAAUCCACAGAUUGGUCGGUUGGUUGUUUUUUUUGGUGGAGUCAGCUGAUCUUGGAGAGGGGCAAUAACAAAACAGCGGACAGUCAGGGAUCUAAAAUGGCAUCCGAUUUCACAAAACGAAAAGGGGAUGGACACUGCAGCUAACUAUUCUAGACUUGGGAAUUGGGUGGAUUGGGUUAAAUAUCUGUUUGUUAACAAUGAGCAUGGAAAAUGACCCAUUUUGGGGAGGACAACUCCAGCACCUCCCAACCCCCAGUUACCCUGCAUGUCACUGUCUUACAGACAGCAGGUCCAGCAAGCACAUUCUAACUCAACCUUACUUCAUCUAAAUAUAUCUUAUUACGCCUUUUAUAUCAAUCUCUCCUCUCUCUCUCUCUCCUCUGUCAUCCCUCUCUCUGUUCUCUCUGGACCAAACCCAUACCAACGAUAAGCACAAUAGUCUAGUCAAGCCAUACCACCUGCAAAGCCCUGUCGACCCCUUCUCAACCCCGAUAACACACUCCCAGUCGCAGUCCCAACACACUGCCAGCUAGGAGAGAUCAAAUGAAGCCUGUUACUAUUUAUAUCUUCCUUCCUCUGUCUCUUACCCUCUCUCCCCCAUUUGAUAUAACUCUCUCUUUCUCUGUCUGUGUCCCCCAUUUCACCUGCUUCACUCUCUUCACAGUUAAGUGUUCAUUUAUUCUCUGUUGCUUGCUUGCUUCCUUUCCUCUCUCUUUCUCUCACUCAAUCUCUCGUUCAUCUGCUGUUGUCCGUGGUGACUGAGAUAAAGGACUCACUGUGUUUUGUGUUUUCAUCUCGGGGUCAAAUGGAAAAUCAGGUCCCUUCUUCAUCAGACUGCACAGUACUUACUUCCUGUGUCAAAGGAAGUGACAUCACAUAUGGUCAAAGGAAGUGGCCUCAUACAAACCCCCUCAGAGAACCAGGGCUGGAGGCCCAUCCAGGGCCUUCUCCCUGGGAUCAUCCUGACUCAGAGGCUCUUUCAAGGGGUAGCUGUCUGGCUCAGUCUGGGGGGAAGCUCCAUGGGAGGAGAAUGAAAAAUGUUGACUACAAGAUCAACCAAGGGAGAUUGAGAGAGCUUUCUCCUAUAAUAUGUCUACAUACUAUGAACAUCACAUAUAUUAUAUAUUCAUGGCCAACCUAUACAUACACACAUACACUAAUCAAAUACUUAUCGUUUUUCUAUAUCGCACCCAUAGGAACCCUACAUAGAUUUUGGUGGUCACUGGACUGUAUGUAUAUAAAUACCAUUAUAAAUGCCAUUUGAUUAAUUUAUUGAAUGUGUAAACUAAAUGCGAAUGAACAGAGAUAUUCACUGCUGUAUGUCUAAUAUGCCAACGCACCCUUAUUCACUAGCAGUGCCAUCUGACUAAAUCACAGAGAUAUAGAGGGGUUUCACUUCUUGAUGUAGAAUGGGUAGAGUUCAGUCGCGGCGGUCAUAUUGGUAGGGCGGUUUGGGAUGGUUGCCUACAUGCGUUUCUCUGUACUCUGGUGAAAUGUAGCCUUCGUAUCAUCCUUCUGGCUCACGUUUCCAUAUCGGUGGGUACUUUUCUUUUUAAAACAUGAGGAAUCUACAAUCUUGUCUUCUCUACCCAUUCUGUUUCUAUGCUAUGUGACUGUUCUGCAGUUCAUGUGUGAAUAGAACCUGUUUUAAGUCAUGUGACUAGUGUACUGUACGUUCCCAGUGUCACCCCUCCUGCAGUGCUGUGUUUGGAAUGCUAACGUGAGCGUGUGUAUCUGUGUCAUAAUGCAGGUGACUAACUAACUACCCCACCGGGGGAAGAAGGGAACCAUAUGAAGAAAAGAAAGAAAGUGUGUUGUUGAGAAAUAAGAGUAUUAUGUAUCUGGAUAACCUUUAUAAGAGAAUGGUGUUGUGAUUUUAAAUGGGGGAAGAGUUUGGGGAGGGAGGGAAGGGGAGGAUGGGGUAUUUAUUUGUUAUAAUUAUUGCAGAGGGAGGGAGGGGAUAUGGUUACAGUAUGGAAUUCUGAGGAGGUAUGCUUCUAGGAAAUAGGAAUUCAGAAUUCUGGGAACAUGGGAAUUUUGUUUGUUUCUGACUGUGUGUCGUCACUGCUUGUGGGCCUAAGCCCCCUGGAGGACCAGUCUAUAGAAUCAGAAUUACUGGAAAGGAAAUUCCAAUUCAGAACAACAUUCCAUCCUGUGUUCCAGUGGACCAUUUGGAAUGACCGAAAAAUCCAGUUUUUGCAGGCAUGUGUAGCCUACAUGAAUACAUGUGUUUUGGCAGACAGGUCGGAAUGUCAAUUAUCAUCAAAUCCAGUGAAAUUCGGGAACUGUGUCCUAUCUAGGUAUUCUCUUUCUAUGGCCCUGCCUCUCACACUGCUAGUACACAAAGUAAGAUGAAGUUGCCUCUUGACACUGAUCUAAGGCAGUGGAGGUUGCUGAAGGGAAGAAGGCUCAUAAUAUUGGCUGGAACUGAGCAAAAGGAAUGGCAUCAAACAGAUGGAAACCAUAUGUUUGAUGUAUUUGAUACCAUUCCAUUGAUUUUGCUCCAUUACCACAAGCCCAUCCUCCCCAAAUAAGGUGCCACCAACCUCCUGUGAUCUAUGCUCAGUUUUGCGUUUCACACCCAAAUGGUAAGGGUAAGCUGAUCCUAGAUCUGUGUCUAUGAGCAACCUCUAUACCGAGGUCCUUUUCCAGCCGCAGGCGGCCAGAGUAGGGCCUGACUGUAAUCUGUCAUGGUUCAUAUUAAUUAUUAUCAUUAUAUAUUGAAACAUUGUGAUUGUUUGAGAGAAAAAAAGAGAAAGAGAGAGAAAAUUGUUGUUGUUCUUUUUUUUUGUAACUGGCUUUACAAACUUAUGCUUUAAUAAAUUAUCGGAAAUUGUCCAGUCUUCUCUUCUAUACACGCACGCACGCAACACACACUUACGCACGCGCACACAGCUGACUUGAUUGUUCUAUUUCAGGGUGACCACAAAAUGGUCCAUAUUUAAAAUACACAAAUGCGGGACAGCGGAAUGUUUUUGCGGGCCAGUGCAGCCUACAUGAAUACAUGUUUCUGGCAGACAGUUCGAAAUGUCAGUCAUCAUCAAAUGAAUAGGAAGUCUGACUGAAAUACGCAACAAAUCUAGUGGUGUUUUAAUUUGUUGAUAACAUUUUACGGGACAGCAGAGAAAUGGCUAACAUUUGGGACUGUCCGGUAUUCUGGGACAUGUGGUCACCCUAAUUCCACAUGUCAUUGGUUGGGCGCGCGCAGGGAGAAAGGAGGACAGACCUUUUUGUCUUACCUCAACAUCACUUCAAGGGUUUAUUUUCUUAAAACGGAUUGUCUCUCUCCGUGUUGUUACUUAAAUAAGACAACUUUUUCAACUCACGAGUAGCGCCAUACACGACUGGAUAUUUUACUGUCAGAUUUGAACGUUUCAAUAAAUGAUGGAUUUGAGGAGUUUAGUAGGCCUACCUGCUGUUCUGCUACUCUUCGGUUUAGUCACUGUGUUCUCGCAAACUGCCGCACCAAGUAUAGUGUGUGAGACUAAGAAUGGAACAAACUGUGAGGAAUGUCUAACGAUUGUGACGGUCUACGAGGUUCGAUGCCAAGAUGGAGAGACGGACCAAUAAGAUGAAGGGGAAACAGGAAGAGAGAAAGGCAGAGAUGAAGAUGAGGCAUGAAGAAAUCAGAUCGAAAUAUGGUCUCAGUGGGUCCAACCCGUACUCCAAAUUCUCUUGAGCUGAUAUUUGAACACUAUCAACUGCCUGCCUUCUCUUCACCUCUGACCUUUCAUCCAACCCCCCCCCAAGGACUGUUUUAUGCUCAGCUUACCCUCCCCUAAACCAUUAAUCAUAAAAGUCUUAGAGGUGUUUUAAAGGUUUUGUAUAAAUUCAGACCGUAGUCUAUAAUAAUAAUUUCCUGCUAUUCGUAUGAUGUUAGGAAUUUGUUAGUGCUUAAGAUCCCGUUCAAUCUCUUUAACCGUUUGAGGAGAAUACAUGAAACUCACCUUGGAUCAAAGUUUUGGGACAACCUGUUAUACAACAUUAUCUGCCCAUGUAACACUGGUCAUUAAACAUUGUGUUGAAUGUAAUGAACAAAGUAUCCUACGAAUUCUUAGCUAGAACAAGUUCUGCGCUGCUUGGUGAGUGGUGCAGUGCAGAACAUGUCUUGCAGUGCAGACUGUUGAGAGCAGUGGAAAGGUGCACCUUACCUUAUUUAUACCAUCUUCCUUCAGUGACUACUACUGUAUUAUAAACUCAUGAUGGUAUUUGAGGGUUACUACUUGGUUAUUGGAGAUCUUGCCUAUGCUCUACUUGAUUGAGAAGAUACACUCCAGAAAAGUUGACCUUCUCUAUGUGUAUUUAUCUUAUGGUGAUCUAUCGGAAAUGUGUCCAGUGCCCACCUGUACUCCAUCAAACAAUAAACUUGUAUAGAUGUAUUGUUAUUCUAAUUUAAACCAGAAUUGUACUUAAUGAUGCACUAUGCAGAAGUUCCUCCAUUUCCUGCUUGCUAAAAUUCUAAUAGUUCACCUAAUUUCAGUUUGUGACAAAACAAGCAAGUAUAGUUUAUAGAAUCAUUGUACCAUCUAAACAGCUGUGAAAUAUGUUUUCCAUACGGUAAGCAUAGAAAUAAUGCACAUACAACAGGUCUGCCGCUUCUUAGACUUGCAUUCAAAGAGGGUGACAGAUCUAUAACUCACAUUUCUAUGUGAAUUUGGUCUGGUCGCCCAAAAAGUUACAUAUUGCAGCUUUAAAUAGGAGGGUAUUCAGAAGAGUUGAAUGCUCAAAAUUGCAGAUAGAAAUGUACCCUGCCAUAUAGAAUGUACACACCUUGUAAAACGAGACACAAAGAAUGUCGGACCUAAGUAAUAUAUUUCUACCUGUGACAGCUUUCUCAUUACAGAAGCCAGCUACUUCAGUUAGAAUCUUGUCAGGCCAAAUUAAUCAAUUUUUUAUUGAUGUCAAGUUGUGUAAUAAAUGACCCUUUUUCUGUUGAUAGAGCAAAUCUAUUUUUACUAAAAUUAAACUUUCCACUAUGUAA